CGGUUCUUCAGCAGCUCACCCAGGCGGGUCCAGAAGAACAGCUGGGUUCUGCAGCAGAACCAGCAGGUCCAGCUUUCUGAACGGCCUAGUCAAAGUAAAGAAGGAAAUGAUCCGGUAAAGCAGGUAUCAGAAACCGGUCAGAACCGGUUCUGGGUGUGAAUACUUUCUGGGUCGAUGAGAAAUAAAAAUCAUCUUUGGUCUAAAAAAAAUCAGGAUCCUGUGACCGAGUCCUGGAGUUAGAAGGAAAAGGUUCUGAGCCCAUCAGAACCAUCAGAACCGCUGAUGCGUGCGUUCUCUGUGGGUCCGCCCUCUGCAGCCAUUAAGACAUAAAAGCGUCUGAGGGGCGUUUGAGUGUCUGUGAACAAAGACGGGUCUGAGCGGCCCGCUGAUUGGAGCGCAGCCAUUAUCCUCCUGCAGGUCAGAGCCGCUUCCUGCUGCGUGAUGUCAGAGCGCGUUCAUGGAGGUGUGUCUUCUUUGGGUCUCCAGAUGAAGGUGGAGGGCUCACAGGAGGACGGGGAGUCUGCUCCGGGGGCGGAGCGCAGUCCGGCGGCGUCCUGCAUGUCGCGCCUGCUGAGCGCCGUGGAGAACGAGCUGCAGGCGGGCCGGGAGAAGGGCGACCCCACGGAGCGGGAGCUGAAGGUGACGCUGGAGGACGGCGAGCUGUGGAGGAAGUUCCAGCUGAUCACCAACGAGAUGAUCGUCACCAAGAACGGACGGAGGAUGUUCCCGGUGCUGAAGGUCAGCGUGUCGGGUCUGGACCCCAGCUCCAUGUACUCCUUCCUGCUGGACUUUGUUCCCGCUGACGGCUGCAGGUGGAAGUUUGUGAACGGGGAGUGGGUGGCGGCGGGCCGCGCCGAGAGCCGCCACGCUGAGGGGCGGGGCCACGGAGGCAUCUACAUCCACCCGGACUCGCCCAACUUUGGGGCCCACUGGAUGAAGGCCCCGGUGAGCUUCAACCGCGUGAAACUGACCAACAAGGUGAACGGAGGAGGACAGAUCAUGUUGAACUCGCUCCAUAAGUACGAGCCCCAGCUGCACAUCGUCUGCGUGGGCUCCCACCACCGCCUGGUCUCCAACGUCUCCUUCAGGGAGGCGCAGUUCAUCGCUGUGACCGCCUACCAGAACGAGGAGAUCACGGCGCUGAAGAUCAAGUAUAACCCGUUCGCUAAAGCCUUCCUGGACGCCAAGGAGAGGAACCCUGCAGGACGGGUUCUACAGGACGCAGCGGAGAGCCGGGUGGGGAUUCAGCCCUGUUGGUCGCUGUGCUCAGCGGCGGGGGGCGGAGCUUUCCCCUACACCGGCAGCCUGCCGCUGGCCUCCCAUCAUCACCAUCACCAUGGUUACAAACACCCCGGUUACCCAGGGAGGCACGCCCCUUACCCUGCGGCCUACCUGCCCCACCGACCUCACUCCUCAGUGAACCUGAUCUCUGAAGGUGUUCCUGUUCUCCAUGAAGGUUGGAGCGGUUCUGCGCCUCGUCCAGCCUCCUCUUCUUCGUCCUUCUCACCCUCCUCCUCCUCGCUGCCUCUGACCAGUGCUGCUCCCUCCUCACAGGCUCCGCCUCCUCCCCAUACCUCAAGCCAGUAUCCCUGCCUCUGGACCGUCGGCUGCUCUGAGAUUAGCCCCUCCCACUCUCCAUGCGCUACACUCCAUGGACCAAUCAGCAGCGAGAACCUCAUCCAGCCUGCGGCUCAUGGCCGAGUGGGCGGGGCCGGAUGGUCGCCUGGCCACACCCACUCCUUUUGAGGAGGAGCAGCAGAUCCAGGAGCUGCUGAAGAAUCAGAUGUUUGGUUUCUAGAAAAGAUCAGAGCCGUAAACCAUGAAUUAAAGAUGUUAAUGUAUUUAUGAUGUGAUGUUCUGCCUGAAGAACCAACAGAACGGUUCCGUGUGGGCGAUAAAUGUCAUCCAUCCCGCCCACACUGCCGCGCGCAGUUCUUCUUCUGUCGUCUAAGGAUGUUGUGUUGCUGUAGCGCCCCCUGCUGUCGGAGGUAAAUAUCCGACCUGAGACAGAAACGACUUUAUGACGUCAUUUCCUGUUAUUUUAUUUGCUGUUCAUGAAGAUUAAAAGAAAAUAAAAAGUCUUUGUGCUAAAAUAAUGUAAACGUUUCUGGUUAAAUAAAACUGUUU
This is a messenger RNA of Cyprinodon tularosa, 2127 nucleotides long. RefSeq names its product T-box transcription factor TBX19-like. Gene Ontology annotation, cellular component: nucleus. Gene Ontology annotation, molecular function: DNA-binding transcription factor activity, RNA polymerase II-specific; RNA polymerase II cis-regulatory region sequence-specific DNA binding. The record is from RefSeq and is a predicted model, not a curated record. The coding region runs from base 442 to 1746 and encodes 434 amino acids. Lineage: Eukaryota; Metazoa; Chordata; Actinopteri; Cyprinodontiformes; Cyprinodontidae. Gene Ontology annotation, biological process: cell fate specification; mesoderm formation; positive regulation of DNA-templated transcription. The transcript has 8 exons.